UAAGGAAUUUUUGAACACUACAAAAACAUUUAAAUACAAGCGCAUCGUUUGACAUUAUAUUGGUAUUUGUUUUUAGUAAUUUUUUGCAUUGUAUGUAAAUAUAUUUCGUUCAACUGAAUUGUAGUGACGAGCGAAUGACAUGUCUGACAAAGCAGAUCAGCAGAACGGUAAAGGAGCCACUGCAAGCAACAUCACCGAUCAAGAACGGGAUUGGGCCCAGCAAGCACUGGCUGAGUAUGAACAAAAGAAUUACAAGGCUUGUCUGCAGACUCUGGAGCGGAUAGAAGCUGUACGGCCCAACGAUCCCAAAGUCAUGCUCAACAAGGCGGUCGUAGAGUUUUAUAAAAAUGAUCUGUGCACGACGGACAAAUUUCGCAAGUCGUUUUCAGACGUUUGCUCACAAAUUGACGUUAACCUGGAACUCUUAGACUCGCUGGAAGAUGUUGAAAAUUGUAUUUACUAUUACAAUUACGCCGUCUUGUUAUGCCACUUGAAAUACUACACAAAGGCCCUGACUGUAAUCAAUAAAGUAUAUGCUUUCAUAGAGUCUCUAGAGGAAAGCCUAGCUCAUAAAGUGUGCCUGUUGGUGGUUCAACUUCAUUUGGAAACCCACAAACCUUCUGAAGCGCUCAAACUGAUAACAUACAUCGAAAGUCAGUUUGUAUCGACGGACAAUGCCACAAAUAUAUUGACCGGUACCGGAGACCAAGGUCCUAUUCAUCACACGGAACCUGAAAAACAGAAAGCGAAUUUAGAUGCGGCCACCGAUGCUUUCCGAAUAAGUCUGAUUCAAUACCGCGUAAGGUGUUUAAUGGAACUCAAUCAAUUUGACGAAUGUAGUCAACAAUUAGAUACUAUUAAAGAAAAACAGGAUUCGGUAACUUUGUUUCUGCUGGGUAAAUUAGAAUACCUUCGUGGUAAUCAUAAAGAAGCAUUGGAUAUAUUGAAAGAAGUUCCUCUUACAGACAAUUUUAAGGAAACAGGAGAAUGUCCACACGUCUUGAUAAAAAACAAUGUGGCAUGUUUGUAUCAUAACACUAAAAAACCUACAAUAGCUUAUAUGUCGAUGUUCAAAGCGAUUGAUAGUCAUCAAAAGAACAUAGAAAACGUAACCAAACCAAUACAAGGCGAAGGUGUUUUAUCGGGUCAACCACUUCAUGUGAUCGGCGCUAGUAUCAAAACUGAACUAAUGUUCAAUUUGGGCAUAAGUUUAUUACACGCUCAUAAGCCAGAGGAGGCGUUUGACUGUUUAAUAGAAGCAGUACAAACGUAUCACAUGAAUCCGAGAUUGUGGUUACGAUUAGCCGAAUGUUGCGUUAUGGCACACAAAAGCAGUAACGAUAGGGAUUUCGAUUUCAAGAAAUCUUAUAUUGAAGGCGUGGUGGGCUCUGGUAAACACCGAAAAAUAAUUUUGAAAUCCCAUUUGUUCCCAGAUACUAAAUACAGUUGUGAAGCGGUUUCUGCCGCUGUACCUAUGCCAAGUCUCGAAUUUGGUUCUUUGUGCAUUCGGAAUGCAGCUUGGUUGAUACAAGGAGAUACAGUUGAUUAUUCACCAUCGCACGCGCCAAUCGAUUCUGAAAAACAUUAUCUCAUUGGCUGUAUUCAGUCGUCUGGAGCAUAUAUAGCCCUGUGUCUUGGUGACCCUGUAGUGGCACUCCAGUUUUCACAAGAGUUAAUCAAGUCGGAUAAAAUAAAUAAAGUUCUCAAAUUCUUAGGUCACUUGUACGCAGCAGAAGCAUUAAUUUUAUUAGAUAAACCCAAUGAAGCUAUUGAUAUGCUUAAAGAGUCAAGUGCAUUAGACGACUUGGAACCUGAAUUACACGAACAACUCACUGCUGAAAAUUGGAAGCCGGACCAGCAAAAGUCUGCAAAAGCCGUUCUUUAUUAUAACUUGGCAGUGGCAUUGACACUUAGGGGAGACCUAGAUAAAGCCGGAGAGCUACUCAAACAAAUAUGGCUGUCAAAAAUUGAACAUGUUUCAGUCCCAGUGCAUGUAGUCAUAUUGGCUCUUUACAUUCACUUACGACUAGGUCAAAAAGAAAUUGCAAUAACAUUAAUUAAACAAAACUGUCCACAAGCAAAACGGUAGAUUUGAGGUGUGCAAAACAACAACAAUUAAUACUACGUAAUUUCAUGUAUUUUAUAAUUUUAUUUUCUAUUUAAGUAUAUAAUAAUAUAAUAUUAUGAUGAUGGUUGUCAAUAAAAUUCGAAAAAUAAAAUUUUUACAUUACUAAAAAA
Adelges cooleyi (spruce gall adelgid) is the source of this 2238-nucleotide messenger RNA. It is a transcript of the gene Not10, whose product is annotated as CCR4-NOT transcription complex subunit 10. Gene Ontology annotation, biological process: negative regulation of translation; mRNA catabolic process. Gene Ontology annotation, cellular component: CCR4-NOT complex. The coding region runs from base 140 to 2089 and encodes 649 amino acids. The transcript has 11 exons. Gene Ontology annotation, molecular function: protein binding. The record is from RefSeq and is a predicted model, not a curated record. NCBI's taxonomy places the organism in Eukaryota, Metazoa, Arthropoda, Insecta, Hemiptera, Adelgidae.